Neurospora tetrasperma FGSC 2508 is the source of this 1549-nucleotide messenger RNA. RefSeq lists its product as uncharacterized. The transcript has 2 exons. The record is from RefSeq and is a predicted model, not a curated record. Gene Ontology annotation, biological process: siderophore biosynthetic process. Bases 209 to 1549 code for a protein of 446 amino acids. Lineage: Eukaryota; Fungi; Ascomycota; Sordariomycetes; Sordariales; Sordariaceae.
GCCGACAGUACACACUUGUAAAGUGGGAAGCGAUCGGAGUAGGGGUUGUACUAAGUUCAAUCGUCACCAUCGUUUCUUUGGCUUCAUCAGUCUUUCAGUCAGUCUUUUCUCUGAAUAGCCAUUGCUCUUUUCCAAAGUGACGAUACCCCAAAGUAAACAAAGAUAUACUUCUUUGAUUUUCUCACACACAUACACAACACUACACAACAUGGCGUCACCAACAACCCGCCGGCUCGCCGAAUAUGUCGCCACUUCUGAGCCCAUCCUCAAGCUCCCUCACCCCUACCAGACUUCCUACCUCGUCGUGAAGGGCGAACCCGGCGUCGCCAACUCGUACCAGCUCAAGCAACAAGACAGCAAGGCGGCGUUACCCCGUCCCCUUCAUAACGACUCCCUCUUCUUCACCGAGCCCCAAGACCUCAAGUCCUCGGACAAGCCUCACAUCUCCAUCAACACGCCCUGGGGCCGCGCCCGCCGCUCGCCGUCCGUGGCCGUCUCGUGGAAGGAACCCACCGCUCCCACCGUCGGCCAGCUCUGGCUGAUCGCCUAUGUCAUCUUCACCCUCCGGCCCUCCGAGGAGGCCUUUCGGCUAUCCACCUACGGCUUCGGCGCCGACAAGCUCGCCCGCCAGCUCAAGGCCGUCGGUCUGGCCAUCGACCACCCAGCCCCCGCCACCUCCGAGCAACAAAAGCUCCACGGUUCCGAUGCAGGGAAGGAGCUCCUGAUCCUGCGCGGCGCCUUCUGGCAGGGCGCCGGCUCUCCCUUCGGCGCGCGCCCGGCGUGGGCUCCCGAAACCCUUGCCGACAGCGAGGACGGCAGCCUCGAGUCCGUCUACCCCCUGCAGGCGACCGAGUACGUCAUGACCAACGAGCCCAACAGCGCGCUGUGCUGGCACCCUCGCAGGCGGGCCAAGCCCGCUCCCGGGUCCGUCAUCUAUAGCCGCUACAUCCCGCACCUGAAGGAGAACUUUUCCAUGGUGGCGCUGGACUACACCAACCCGGCGCAUCUGGAGCUGUUCCACACGUGGCAGAACGACCCGCGCGUGUCGCAGGGUUGGAACGAGGAGGGCACACUGGAACAGCACCGCGAGUACCUGCGCAAGGCGCACGAGGACCCGCAUCAGAUCACCGUCCUGGCGGCUUUUGAUGACGUCUUUUUUGCUUACUUUGAGAUUUACUGGGCCAAGGAGGACCGCCUGGGAGCCUACUACACCCCCGGCGACUACGACCGCGGGCGCCACUCGCUCGUCGGCGACGUCCGCUACCGCGGCCCCCACCGCGUUUCAGCUUGGUGGUCGUCCCUCAUGCACUAUCUCUACCUGGACGACCCGCGCACCAUGAACGUCGUGGGUGAGCCCAAGUACACCAACACCUCUGUUCUCAUGUACGACAUGAUGCACGGCUUUGGCCUCGACAAGUUUGUCGAUUUGCCUCACAAGCGUUCUGCCUUUGUCACAUGCUCGCGCGAGCGCUUCUUCCAGCUGUGUCCGCUUGAUGAGAACCAAAAGUUCCUCGGCGGUACCCACCUUGGCCUCGUCCCCAAGCUCUGA